AUGGUCAUCAAGUCUCGCUGGUCGUUCCCUAUACCUAGCGUUUCCCUACCAACGUACAUCUUCGACUCUCCAACUGCAGAACUACCGAAGACUCCACUCUACCUUUCUGCAAGCGAACCCGACAAGUACAACAUUACAUUGGACAGAUUGCGGCACGAUGCGCAACGUCUGGCUUCAGGUUUGCGACGCGCGGGUCUGCAACCAGGUGAUCGCGUAUUGCUGUACUCAGGAAAUACGCUGUUCUUCCCAAUAGUAGUCCUAGGUGUCAUCAUGGCAGAGGGCGUUUUCACAGGUGCAAACCCGACCUACAUUGCUCGAGAGCUAGCGUACCAAUUGAAAGACAGCGGAGCACGCUUUAUGAUAUGCGCAGAGGGCAGUCUGGACACGGGAAUCGCAGCUGCAAAAGAAGCGGGCAUGGGCGCUGAGCGCGUCUUCAUCUUUGACGAUGGCCUAGCGACGUUUGAGGGUCGGAAAGUGGAGAAGAGUACCGAGUUGGGACAUAUUCGCCAUUGGACUGAACUUCUCGACACCCCAGAACGCGGUAGCGCUUACUCUUGGCCCAAUCUACAAACACCAGAAGAACUCGACCGAGUAGUAGCGCUCAACUACUCGUCGGGAACGACUGGUGUUGCGAAAGGCGUCAUGAUAACGCACAAGAACUAUGUCGCAAACACCAGCCAACAAAUUCACAUUCAAGCCACCGCACCGGACUACAAGGAGAAGCUGAAGAAGAAGAGGUAUCUCUGCUUUCUCCCCAUGUACCACGCUAUGGCACAAGCCAUCUUCUGCUUCGGCGCUGUCAAGCAACGCGUACCGGUCUACAUGAUGCCCAAGUUCGACUUCCUAGAGAUGCUGCAGAAUGUGCAGAAGUACCAUAUUAGUGACAUGGUGUUGGUGCCGCCGGUCGUAGUGGCCAUGGCCAAACACCCAGCGACGAAGAAGUUUGAUCUGAGUUCUGUGACUGGUGUAUCGUCCGGCGCCGCUCCUCUCGGUCGAGAAGUCAUUCGGGAAUUCGAAAGUAUAUGGCCGAAUGGGCAAGUCAACGUUAAGCAAGGCUACGGUAUGACGGAGGUCACAUGUGCAGCAACUACGUUCCAUCCUUCGAUCUACUCUGAUAGCUUCUCGGUCGGUGAGAUUCUGGCAAACUGCGAGGCGAAGAUUGUAUUGGACGAUGACGGCAAGGUCGAAGCGCCACAAGGCGAGAGAGGCGAAAUCUGGGUUCGCGGGCCGAAUAUCAUGAAGGGAUAUUGGAACAAGCCUGAUGCGACGAAGGAGACUAUGACAGAAGACCGAUGGCUGAAGACAGGAGAUGUGGCAUACGUGGACAAGAACAACCACUUCUUCAUUGUGGACAGGAAGAAGGAAUUGAUCAAGGUGAAGGGUCUACAGGUCGCGCCAGCAGAGUUGGAGGCGCUACUGCUUGAUCAUCCGGACGUGCAAGAUGCUGCCGUUAUCGGUAUUACAGCUAACGGUGAUGAACUGCCUCGCGCGUACAUUGUGCCUCAGUCGCAGGAAAGUGCGACUCCAGAAACCGCGGAGAAGAUCAAGAACUGGCUGGCUGAGCGCGUCUCCAGACACAAGCGGUUGGAAGGAGGCGUGAACUUCAUAGAUGCGAUUCCGAAGAAUCCGUCUGGAAAGAUUAUGCGAAGGCAGUUGAGAGACAAGGCUGCAUUGGAAGAUACCAAGGCGAAGUUGUAG
Messenger RNA from Alternaria postmessia, 1698 nucleotides. RefSeq lists its product as uncharacterized. NCBI's taxonomy places the organism in Eukaryota, Fungi, Ascomycota, Dothideomycetes, Pleosporales, Pleosporaceae. Gene Ontology annotation, molecular function: CoA-ligase activity. The record is from RefSeq and is a predicted model, not a curated record. The coding region runs from base 1 to 1698 and encodes 565 amino acids. The transcript is spliced from 2 exons. Gene Ontology annotation, biological process: secondary metabolic process.